Dromiciops gliroides (monito del monte) is the source of this 4853-nucleotide messenger RNA. It is a transcript of the gene SRRM1, whose product is annotated as serine and arginine repetitive matrix 1. The record is from RefSeq and is a predicted model, not a curated record. The transcript has 17 exons. Bases 1443 to 3938 code for a protein of 831 amino acids. Gene Ontology annotation, molecular function: RNA binding. Gene Ontology annotation, biological process: mRNA processing; regulation of mRNA splicing, via spliceosome. Lineage: Eukaryota; Metazoa; Chordata; Mammalia; Microbiotheria; Microbiotheriidae. Gene Ontology annotation, cellular component: spliceosomal complex.
AAAGCCUUGGAUUACAAAACGAGUAACAGAAAUUCUUGGAUUUGAGGAUGAUGUAGUAAUUGAAUUCAUAUUCAACCAGCUGGAAGUGAAGGCCUGAACCAAAAUGGAAGUUAUUCCUUGCGUCUGAAGUAUAGCACCAUCACCUUAUUAGGUCACAGCAGAGUGAGUGUCCCAAUGUCGCUCUGACCCAACUCCCUUGAUGAUGCAGUGUGUGCUGGAGAGUUCACCCUUGUGCUUUGACAGAACAGUUGGCAUUCAACUGAUGAGGUAUUUGUUUUUAAAAUAAUUUCAGAAGUUAUGUUUUGUUAUAUUUAAUUUGUAAAAAUACUUCCUUUUAGAAGUUUAUAUACUUAGGGAAAAACCCAAGAAUUUGGGAGUACAUUGUAUUUUUUAAAAAAGUAGUUUAUUAGACAUGGAUUUUAUUUGAAAAAAAUGCUUUGCUGAUUUUUAUACUAGUGCAUUAAAGCCUAAAGUACCUGGGGGUAAUUCCCUUUAUACUGAGCAUGAGAUUAACGUUUAGAACUUUAAAAAAAAAACAAUCUUUUCUUUUUUUGUGGUUGUGUACUCAUUAUUGCUUGUUCGUCUUUUGCAAUUUAGAUAAAUGAUAUAACAUUAAACUCAAGGUGGUUGAGUUGCAGUAGGGAGUCGGAAGCAAGCCAAGGGAACAUCUUUCUCUACAGGGGACUUGGCGAUUCCAAACCCCCCCCAAGGUUCCAAGAAGAAACUGAAGACACCUGGGAUCUGUACUUGCUUUGUGCUAUUGAGCUGUGCUUGUUAUACGGACCUUGUUGCUUGACCAACACACUGAGCAUUUAAGAGCCCUCUUGACCUCUUAGCCCUUUGUGGACAUUACAGAAUGGGAUCAAGACAUUGUCACAAUAGAUUUUUCUUGUAUGGUAGAAGUCAGGCUUUCACUCUAGUCUUGGAGAGACAGUAAGAAAUGCAUGCAUAAAUACUUGUUAGCUUUCAUAAGAGAACAUAAGGUACUUUGCAGAAAGCCACAUAUCAGUUAGAAAAGUGUACUGUUUCUGCACAUUUUCCAGAUUACAGUUAAAGCAAAUUUUCCAAGCAAAGGGAACCAAGGAAAUAUUUUCUCUAGGAAUUAUGAAAGAAUUUGUAGCAGUUGGUUGUUGAUGGUGGUUGUGUUAAUAAAUUCAAGGCCCAAGAACAGCUACACAGUCAAAAAAAAAAUCCACAAAGGAUUAACAGGCUGCUCUGAAGUUUUUGGUAAAGAGAGCAAGAGAGAAAUUGGUAAUGUGUGCUAGAGCUUAUAAUGCUGGAAAAUAGGGGAAAAUUUUUUUUUUUAAAUAGUGUUGAGUGUAUAUGUAUCUUAGCCCCUAUGGUAGACUUGUUUUAAAACUAAUUUUAGUCAGUUUUCGGGUUUUUUCCAAGUAACCUGGUUUUCUUCCUGUCGUAUCUCUUUCCAGAAUCCAGAUUCCAAAAUGAUGCAGAUUAACCUGACUGGGUUCUUGAAUGGAAAAAAUGCUAGAGAAUUUAUGGGAGAGCUAUGGCCCCUGUUGUUAAGCGCACAGGAAAACAUUGCUGGGAUCCCUUCUGCUUUUUUGGAACUGAAGAAGGAGGAAAUAAAACAAAGACAGAUUGAACAAGAAAAACUGGCAUCUAUGAAGAAACAAGAUGAAGACAAAGAUAAGAGGGACAAAGAAGAAAAGGAGAGCAGCAGAGAAAAAAGGGAGCGAUCCAGAAGCCCUAGAAGACGCAAGUCCAGAUCUCCUUCUCCUAGAAGACGAGCCUCCCCAGUCAGGCGAGAGAGAAAACGAAGUCAUUCUAGAUCUCCCCGUCACAGAACUAAGAGCCGAAGCCCCUCCCCUGCUCCAGAAAAGAAAGAAGAUAUCCCAGAACUUCCAGAACCUUCAGUGAAGGCCAAGGAACCUUCAAUACAAGAGGCAACCUCUACUAGUGACAUUCUGAAAGCUCCCAAACCUGAACCUAUACCAGAACCGAAGGAACCUUCACCAGAAAAAAACUCAAAAAAGGAAAAAGAAAAGGAGAAAACCCGCCCAAGGUCUCGAUCACGAUCCAAAUCAAGGUCACGAACACGUUCCCGGUCCCCUUCUCAUACUCGGCCUAGACGGCGUCAUAGAACACGGUCAAGGUCAUAUUCACCUAGAAGACGCCCAAGUCCAAGAAGGCGACCGUCUCCUCGAAGAAGAACCCCACCAAGACGAAUGCCGCCUCCACCAAGGCAUAGAAGAAGUCGCUCUCCUGUGAGACGAAGGCGGCGCUCGUCAGCAUCUCUCUCUGGCAGCAGUUCAUCAUCAUCUUCAUCCCGUUCCCGGUCACCUCCAAAGAAACCACCCAAAAGAAUCUCCAGCCCCCCUAGAAAAACUCGUAGACUCUCUCCAUCUUCAAGCCCACCACGGCGAAGGCAUCGGCCGUCUCCGCCAGCAAGCCCACCGCCAAAAACCCGUCGCUCACCCACACCCCAGCAGUCAAAUCGUACAAGAAAAAGUCGUGGCUCUGUUUCUCCAGGGAGAACCUCAGGUAAAGCAACAAAACAUAAAGGUACCGAGAAAAGGGAGUCACCUUCACCAGCACCAAAACCUCGGAAAGUAGAGUUGUCUGAAUCGGAAGAAGAUAAAGGUGGCAAAAUGGCAGCAGCUGAUUCCGUGCAACAGAGGCGGCAGUACCGGAGACAGAACCAGCAGUCUUCUUCUGACUCUGGCUCCUCCUCCUCCUCAGAAGACGAGCGACCCAAGAGAUCAAACGUGAAAAAUGGAGAAGUGGGAAGGCGGCGGCGACAUUCAGCCUCCCGGAGCGCAUCCCCAUCGCCAAGGAAACGCCAGAAAGAGUCCUCUCCUCGGAUGCAGAUGGGAAAGAGAUGGCAAUCGCCAAUGAUUAAAAGUAGUAGGCGGAGAAGAAGUCCAUCACCACCACCUGCCAGACGACGGCGUUCCCCUUCUCCUGCCCCUCCACCCCGACGGCGGCGGUCUCCCACACCACCUCCGCCACCACCACGACGCAGGACUCCUUCUCCUCCCCCACGUCGACGCUCACCUUCUCCAAGAAGAUACUCUCCUCCAAUACAGAGAAGAUACUCUCCUUCCCCGCCUCCUAAGAGAAGAACGGCUUCCCCACCACCACCUCCCAAACGAAGGGCAUCGCCUUCACCUCCCCCAAAGCGACGGGUCUCCCAUUCGCCACCUCCGAAGCCAAGAAGUUCCCCUGUUACAAAGAGACGUUCCCCUUCCUUAUCAUCUAAGCAUAGGAAAGGGUCCCCCCCCAGCCGAUCCACCCGAGAAACCCGGUCUCCUCUACCAAACAAACGGCAUUCACCUUCACCACGGCCUCGAGUUCCUCAUACCUCUGCAAGUCCUCCCCCACUCCGAAGAGGAGCUUCAUCUUCACCCCAAAGAAGGCAGUCCCCAUCACCAAGCACUAGGCCUAUCAGGAGAGUCUCCAGAACCCCGGAACCCAGAAAAGCAAAAAAGGCUGCCUCACCAAGUCCCCAAUCUGUAAGAAGGGUCUCGUCCUCCAGGUCUGCCUCCAGAUCUCCUGAGCCAGCAGCUAAAAAACACCAAGCACCUCCAUCCCCCACCCAGUCUCAGUCACCAUCCACAAACUGGUCGCCAGCAGCACCUGUCAAGAAGGCUAAGAGCCCAACGCCAAGCCCAUCACCUGCCAGGAAUUCAGACCAGGAGGGUGGUGGGAAGAAAAAGAAGAAAAAGAAGGACAAGAAACACAAAAAGGACAAGAAGCACAAAAAACACAAAAAACAUAAGAAGGAGAAGGCAGCUGCCGCCGCUGCUGCUACUGUGGCAUCCACCACCACGUCAGCCCAGGAAGAGCCCGAAGCAGAGGCAGAGCCCAAAAAGGAGACUGAAAGUGAAGCUGAAGACAACCUGGAUGACCUAGAGAAACACCUUCGGGAAAAGGCGCUGAGGUCGAUGAGAAAGGCGCAAGUGUCCCCUCAGUCCUAGAAGGGACCGUUUGUUAUGAUGUACAUUUGAUUGGGUUUGUACUCAGAUUCCAUUUCACAAUUGCUAAAAUGUGUUUGAGCUUUAGGCUAUAACAUUUGUUGUCAUAAUUGCUAGGUUGAGGUUCACCAUGUAAAAAAGGGCAUGGAUUUACAUUACAAAAGGUGUCCACAGUGUACUAGUGACAUUCAUUGACAGCCAACAUAACUUCAUUUAGAGUGAGACAUUUUUAAGGGGAAAAAUUUUUUUAAAGGGGUUUAAGUACGGCUGACAACCAUCUGGUUCCUUUAAAGCCUCUCUCAGCCCUGGCCGUACACAGAGAUUAACUUUUAAGUUCUUGUUCAAUUCUUGGCCCCCACUUAAGUUAUGAGGCUUUGACCUUGAAGCUGCCCAGAAGAGAGACCACUGUUCAUCAGAAGUCGACGCGAGCAUUUUUAACGCCACACUCUUUCCUGUUGCUGUCGUCUCUGCUGACGUGAAUCAAGAUUAGAGCUCUUAAGACGGUCCAGAAACGGAACGCUGUUCGCCAGGACACUGUGGGCUUAUACUGAUGUAACUAGUUGAUUUGGAACACUGGAAUUUCAUUUUUUCCUGUCUUGUUCCCACCCUGCCCCACCCCCCCAUUGCUUGUAAGGACAGUUAUGCCCCAGAAAGGUUCCUUCAGUUACAUAAAAUUCUGUUUGUGAAAUGCCAUCAUCGCCCCGUUCAUAAUUCUUGUCUUGUUAGGGUUCUUCCAGUUGGCAGACUGAACUUUCAGAGCUCUGGCUUUUGAAAAGUGGAAGGGUCUCAAUUUUGAAUAUUGUCAUGUUUUCACCGUUUUAUUUUAUUUUGUUUUUUGUUGGUUUUUUUGUCUUUUUGUUUUGUUUUUUAAAUAAAGCUAUAUAAAGCUUGUGGAUUAAACAGAAUAAAUUUCUAAAU